CACAGGCCUGUGAAUGCUUUGUUCUCUGUUUUGAAGGGCAUCAACAGCAGGAAGUUGGUGCACCCUUGUGUGCAUUUCUUCAUUACUAUUGCUGGGUUUCAUGUGAUGACUAAUAAAUAAGUAGGGCCUUGUCCUUGAUUGGUUUUGGCAGUAUUACUGGGAUUUUGGCAGGCUUAAAGGGCAAGACUGGAAAUAUUCAACGUCUUUGUUGUCAACAAUUCUCACGAAAAGACCAAAACCACCAAUCAACUUAUUCUUCUGUCAAGUUGGGUGUGUCAAAGUCUGAUAUAGCUUAUUUCUCUGCCAUUGAGUGCCUUUAACCCUCUGGGACCACUCGGGACAUUUUCAGCCAUAUUUGUCAUUUUUCUUAAAAUGUGUUCAUUUUGGAUGUAUUUUAAAUAUUUAUUUUGUCACUCAACCAAUGAGAAAGUGAUUAUAUGUAAGAUAUGAGGCAAAUUUGCAUAUUAGCUAUUUAGCAUACUGACCCUCACUGCAUUACUGCCUAUCAGUGGUAAGGGUCUAGAGGGCAGGUAGCCACGUAGCAGCAGUCGGCUCUGGAUCUGCACUUUUCCCGUGUGCGUGUUCGUGCAGUGGUGAUGACACGUGAUGACUCCAGUGGCGGUUGGGUGCCCCUUGGAGGUGGUGGCCUCAGUCAUGUGGUCAUAUGUAAAGGGCGGAGUCAUGACGGCCGAGGGCGGAGAGAAUACAUCAUACGUGGAGAACGGCUGCGAGAUCGAGCACCUGUGUUGGAGUGUGCAGUGCAAAGAGGGUUAGUGUACAACAAGGUGAACCCCAUCUUCCAUCACUGGCGAGUAGAAGAUCGAAAGUUUGGCCUUACGUUCCAGAGUCCUGCCGAUGCCAUCUCCUUUGAGAAAGGGCUGCAAACUGUCAUAGACAAGCUCGACAGAGGCUCUGACUCGCCCUCGUCCUCCACGCCAGAAGAGGCCGACACCGAGGAUGAUGGACAAGCUUCCCAUACAGGAAGUGAGUCGUCAUCCAACAGCAGAAAGGGGAUGCUUCCUAAACCCAUCACCAUAGUGACGAGUGAGUCGUCGUCGAUCUGCUUUGUGCGAUCGGAAGAGUUUAGUUUUGGAUCCAGCCAUGCUGUUACCACUCAGACACCUGCUCAGAUCCACACCAGGCCGGGACAGCACCAGCUCUCACAAAUGACGGCUGUGUUGAAUCCGCCAGCGCCCCCGCCCCCACCUCCUGCUCCACCUACUCCUCCUGUGGGUCCCCCAGCCUCAUCUCCUCUGUCUCCCCUCUCACCCACUAUUUCUCUGCUGGAGGAGGGAGACUUGCGCAGCGUGGACCCUUGCAAAGACCUGUGGGGUUCUCGAGGUUAUGAGGACUACAGACGGGCGGGGGCCACUAGGACUAUGGUCGGGGGGCUGACUGGGGGUGUGGUUGUCGGCGGUGGAGGGAAUCUGCAGGACAAGUCAGAGCUGUGCGUUGUUCGCUUUGAGAAGGAGCUGGCAGGAGUGGGGACGGCGGGGUGUGACGUGACAGUGAGCCUGGACAGUAAAGCUUCCCAGCGGCUGUCUUCGUCAUCACCCACCUGUAUGUCCAUGCCCAACGCUGUGUCAGGCGUGUCCUCACCUGCUGGCUCGCCCCAGGAGACGUGCAAAGGCUCGCCGUCUCCCUGCUGCAUCCACACCUCAUUGGCCACGCCCCGGUCGCGGACUCGUAAGAGAGGAGGAGGGGCCAGCAGCGGCGACCCAGGGGUAAUCUCCCCCGACGACGACAGCCCGUGUCCUCAGGCUUCGUCGUCGUGCUCGUCACGCUGUGUGUACUGCCGCUCUGUUUUCAGCGCUUCGGAGAACGGGCGGGGCCGCUGCAGAGAUGCCCCCGACCCGGCCCUGCACUGCCUGCGCCAGUGGACCUGUGUGUGGUGCGCAGAGAGUCUGCUCUACCACUGCAUGUCGGACUCUGAGGGAGAGUUCUGGGAGCCUUGCUCGUGUGAAGACUCGAUGGGGGGCCACCCGCACCCCCUUUGCUGUGCCCGCUGGUUGGCCCUCCUGGCCCUCUCGCUCUUCGUGCCCUGCAUGUGCUGCUACCUGCCUUUGCGCGCCUGCCUGCGGUGUGGGGAGAGGUGUGGCUGCUGUGGAGGAAAGCACAAGGCGGUCCGAUGAGGCCAGGCUAGGGGGUGGGAGGGGUUCCCUGGACCAAGGAGGUUUGGGUGCUGAGAGGAGAGAGCAGGAGGUGGAGCUUAGCAGGUGGAACAGUGCUCUCAGUAGACCCAGACCUCUGACGCGGCCCUCAAAAGCCCCAUGGCCUUCCACUGCAUUCCGCUCUUUCUCUUUUCAACCUGAGGCCUUCCUCACUGGUCCUUGCCUGCUGAGGGUGCACUGCUCUCAGACCAGGCUCUGUGGGAGUCAUCUGGAGCCUUCGUAGUGGAUUUACUGAGGGUUGGCUGAUCUAGAAUUAGCGGUCAGAAACUUUAUCACAGGAAGAGAGUGGCAGAGGCAACGAUGAUGUGUACACUGUUUCAAAUGUCUGUUUGUUUUUUUUUUUAUUUAGAAAGAAAAACACAAAAAACUAAAGAUGUUUAUAUAUAUGAUUGUUAUAAUUUUAAUUGGUAUAUUUUAUUAAAUGUAAAACGUAUUGACAGAACCCCCCAAUGGCACACACUAUCACGUAUUAUUCACAAACAUGAGAUCUUGGGGAAGUUAUUUGUUUCAUGUUGGCCUGUUUAUCGGUCAGAUGAACAGAUGUCACCCUUUACCUCUAAUUUUACCUCAGAUGUUACUCAACCCUGGUUAAGAAAUGAAAAAGAGGAGGGAGCGAUGUUUGGAGAGAGUGAGCACAAGUGAGUGCAGUCUUCAAGAUAGAUGAGCAUCUGAGACCACUAGUGUUGUCUUUUGGUUCAAGUAGUAGACCACAGUGAAGGAAAGGUUAUCAAACGCAAAGGGACAAUUAAUGUUAAGGGAAGUUGCAAUGACAACCACAAAGACUUAAAGUCAUAAUGUGAUUCAUUAUGGUCCUUUGUAACCAAACACAAGGUUAUUUUUGUUUUCUAAAAAAAAAGAAAAAAGAAAAUCAAGAAUGUGUGUCGAACAUUAAACACCCUCACUUUACACAUAGUUUUUCAUCUUUCCAUGUAUUUUCAAUAUUAAUCAUAGAAAACAUCACAUCCCACCACUGUACUUGUUGAAUCAGUCAAGGUGCUUACAACUGAGGCCUCUGAGCGAGUCUAUUCUACCUAAUGUACACAACGACUGUACAGUCCCAACCCCAAAGAAAAACAAAACAGGACCCCAUGCUAACCAAUCUGUAGAUGUGUCCAGGCCUUUGAAUGAGACGCCACCAAAAAAAAAGAAGAAUUAAGUGCAAUGAACAAUGUAUUGAAAGAGUAUUUUUGUACCAGUUGUUCACGUUAGGAAAACUAAAUCGAAAAGUGUUGGAACUGAAUACUGUAGUGUGUUAUUGUGUUCGACAUCAAGCAGAAAUGAUAAAUAGGAACACACACUCGUCUUUGAGCAGCAGCACGUAGCUCGCAGGUGUGACAUUUAAACGUGCGUGCUGUAGACUGUUGACCCUGUGAUAAGAAAAGAGACACAUUAACUUGAAAAAUAUGAAUGGCGGUAGGUCUUUGUUUGGGCACAGUGGCAGAUGUGUUUGCUGAAUGUUGCUUUAAGUAUGAAGUCAAAAAAAGCUGCUAUUUUAAGUCCUGUCCUAAUCCUAUUCUAACUUCCCGCUGCCUCUUAGCAAUUGAUGAGGUGGUGUGGCCGAGUCAAACAAUCCCUCAACUUCUUGAUCCACUCAAGGUGCUGAGGAGGCUAAAUUGUGUGUGAGUAAGGUUUUUGUAAGCUGGGCUUAAAGAUAAAUUCACCAGGACACUUCAAGACAUUUUUAAAAAAUGCUUCUGGUGAUGCACUUUGCAUUUCUGUGUCUAUUUUGCUGAUUGGUGGCAUAUGUUUCUACUUACAGUGAAUAGCUGGUGUAGAAGAUUAAAAAGUAUUUCCAUCACAGCUUCAACAGAUUAUAUUGACUGAUUGAUUUUCAAAAAAUUCAAUAUGUCAUCAUAUUAAAUAGCAAGGGCAUCUUUUUACAGCAUCCCUUUACCAGUGUUUAACAGGUUGAAGGUAAAUGAUACUAUUAAAGGUGGAGAAACACCAGAAAUUCUACAGAAAUUUGCAUCCUGACUAAAAUGCAAAGAAGCCACAAGAUUUAUAAGAUCAUAUUUUUUGUUGACAGAAAAACUGAGGCACUAUUAUCCCUAUAACUGUUGUUAUUGGUCUCUCCACUGACAUAAAGAGCAAACUAACAAAUGCCAGGAAAUUUCAAGAAAUCUGUGAGCAAAGUAUUGAAGAUGUUGGUAUGCACGUUGACUUAAAAUGGAAAGACUAAAAAGUAAAGUCCCAAAAUAACUCAUGAAAUGCACAGAGCAUCACAGAAUGAAACCUUAACAGUGUUAGAGAAUCUGUCGGGGGCUCUCUCUCUUUUAAAUCCUUUAAAAUUAACGAUGAGAACACACAGAGUGCGCUCUGUAUAAGUAAACUACCUGGUAGACCUUGAAUUAUGGCAGAAUGAACCUUUCAGAAGCUUCAUCAGAUUAUUUACAUUUUAGGUUUAGCCAAGAACUUGUAUCCAAAGUGACUUAAAGUGAGUGAACAGGCAGUAAGUAGGGUUCAGAGUCAGGACACACAACUGCUAAUGAACACGACCCUUGACCUCUCGGUUAUAGGACAGUCAUCGUCACUACUAGGCCAGCCUGCCAACAAUGUUGGUCCACUUAAAAAAAAAAAUGCUGUCACAAUGGCAGAAAACACACACUCAGUCAGUCACUAGACUGCCAUUCCCUGCUAUUAAAUUAACCCUUUGUCCCACACACACAAUCCCCACAAAUCUGCAAUGCAUAGACCUGCACACAGACACACACGUUCACUCGAUGGUGCAGACAUACAGAACUAGUAAAGCCAUUGCACACAGUUUGCUACUUCUGGUUCAGAAAUGGUGUUAGAGUACAGUACUGACAGUCACAAUUGCAGGCCCCAUUCUUACAUCUUAAUAAAUGUGCCUUUUGAUUUGAGUAAUCAAUAACUUAUGAUUUCUAAGUAACUCUGUGUUAAGUACUAUUUACUUUUUGGGUUAUUGAUUUCUGCCAAUGUGCAUAUUUUCAAAUGUACGUAUUUAUUAGUUUCAAAGUAAUUAAUGAGAUAUUACCUGUUUAUUUAUUUAUUGAGAUAUUUAUUCUGAUUCUUUAUUUUUUUGAGACAGGUUUUUAUCUUCCGUGCUGUCUUACUUCUGACUUUGUGCCAAUGUGCUGCUUUGAGGUGUUACAUAUCGUGGGUUUGUAUCAUUAUUAAACCCUCACUCUAUAUUUUAAA
Centropristis striata (black sea bass) is the source of this 5330-nucleotide messenger RNA. It is a transcript of the gene spred3, whose product is annotated as sprouty related EVH1 domain containing 3. The coding region runs from base 597 to 2132 and encodes 511 amino acids. Lineage: Eukaryota; Metazoa; Chordata; Actinopteri; Perciformes; Serranidae. Gene Ontology annotation, cellular component: membrane. The transcript is spliced from 7 exons. Gene Ontology annotation, molecular function: protein kinase binding. The record is from RefSeq and is a predicted model, not a curated record. Gene Ontology annotation, biological process: negative regulation of MAPK cascade; multicellular organism development.